AUGGCAAACAACAUCCCCCAAAGCUUAAAAGCUGCCGAUAUUUCUCGCUUUGCCCACCGUGCAGCUCAGCUAGAAGCUGUCAAGCCAGUCGUUUCUUAUUGGUGCGAUUACUGGAUCGUCAAUCAGAUCCUCUCCAAGAAGCUGCACAAUGCCGACAGUGAGAGCUUAACCUAUACGACAACGCUCAUGGAUAAGCUCGAACAAACCAAACAAGCAAAUGCUGGAAAUGACGCAAUUACCGACGAUGUCGCUGGCCAGGCCUACGUUGAGCAAUUCGGUCUCGAGACCUUCCACCGAGCGGAUAAUGCGAUGAGAGCUGACAAAGCCACUCGACAAACGGCGGACACCUUCCAAGCCGCGGCGACUUUCCUUGACCUCCUCCAAAUUUGGGGUCCCGCCGACCCUGAAAUGGCGGCCAAAUCCAAAUUUGCCAAAUAUCAUGCGCUGCGCAUUGCCAAGGCUAUCAAGGCUGGCGAGGACCCUAACGCAACAAAUCCGGCGCAAGAACCGGCUCCAGAGGCCGAGGCACCAGAGCUUGACCCCAAUGAUCCAGAGGUGCAACUCAUCAAUGGACCCUCCUCCACCAAGCCGCGGCAACCGUCUGUGGUUGAAAUCCAAGACGAAAACGAACGCAUUGAGCCUAAGCUUGCUGCUCAAUCAGUGCUCGAUGAAUCGCUUCAUCCAUCUCGUGAUGCUUCAAAGCCACAAACCCCCGUUCCUGGCCGGCAACCUUCUAUCCAAGAAAUCCAAGACGAAAAUGAGCGGAUCGAGCCACGACUUGCGGCCGAAUCAUAUCUAGACGAAUCUCUACAUCCCUCCCGCGAUGCAUCAAAGCCACAAACACCUGUACCUGGACCAGGCCCUUCGGUUCAAGAAGUUCAGGACGAGAACGAACGAAUUGAGCCGCAGCUUGCAGCUGAGUCAUACCUCGAUGAAUCUCUUCAUCCGUCCGAGGCUGCCUCUAAUGCGCAAUCACCAUCGAAAGGUGGAAAUGACACAAUGGACACCAGCCAAGAUGGAUAUUUCCCUGCCGUCCCCACUGAGACGGCUGCUCCAAACCUGCCCAGUGCACCAGCAAGCAAACCAGGAGCUUCCGCGGCACCACCUUUUCCUGAACCACCAUCGGGCUUCUCUGCAGCUCCACCGACUUCGGGUCGUGGUCCAACCUCUGCUCCGGCACCAUUCCCUCCAGCGCGACCUGCAGACUUUGACCCGACCACUGUCCCUGCGCCAAAGCAUGGCUAUGCCGUCCCUGGCGCACCUUCUCUGUCACAGCCUUUGGCACCGCAACACAUUCCGCCGACUUCUGCCGAUUACUAUCGAUCGUAUGGUUCUGGACCUGGUGCAGCUGCAGCUCAGCCUGCUCAGUCGCAGACGUCCGCAAGCUCUGGCCCGGAAACAUUUAUUGCCGAUGAAGAAGCCAUUAGCAAUGCGCAGAAACAUGCGCGAUGGGCCAUUUCUGCUUUGAACUUUGAGGACGUAACGACUGCCGUCAAGGAGCUGCGUGUGGCGUUGAAAGCUCUCGGCGCGAGGUAA
Xylona heveae TC161 is the source of this 1536-nucleotide messenger RNA. Its product is annotated as DUF605-domain-containing protein. The transcript has 4 exons. Lineage: Eukaryota; Fungi; Ascomycota; Xylonomycetes; Xylonales; Xylonaceae. The record is from RefSeq and is a predicted model, not a curated record. Gene Ontology annotation, biological process: late endosome to vacuole transport via multivesicular body sorting pathway. Bases 1 to 1536 code for a protein of 511 amino acids. Gene Ontology annotation, cellular component: multivesicular body.